Molecule: messenger RNA, 1463 nt
Organism: Manihot esculenta (cassava)
Lineage: Eukaryota; Viridiplantae; Streptophyta; Magnoliopsida; Malpighiales; Euphorbiaceae
Product: peroxidase 42
Exons: 4
Coding region: 75-1070 (331 amino acids)
Biological process (GO): hydrogen peroxide catabolic process; response to oxidative stress
Molecular function (GO): heme binding; peroxidase activity
Source: RefSeq, a predicted model, not a curated record
UUUGAUUAUUUAAAGAAGCAACCAAGAGAGCUUCAAGGCAAGGACCGUCCGUGGCCUUUAGCGAGUGUGAGAGAAUGGUUACCAAAGCUCUCUUCUUCUUUGCUUUAUUAUCUUUUUCAGCUGUUUCUCUCAGGACAGCUUUUGCAGAAGAUGAGAAAGAUCCAGGUCUUGUUGUGAACUUCUACAAGGACACGUGCCCUCAAGCUGAAGACAUUAUCAGAGAACAAGUUAAGCUUCUGUACAAGAGACACAAGAACACUGCAUUUUCAUGGCUAAGAAACAUCUUCCAUGACUGCGGUGUUCAGUCAUGCGAUGCUUCCUUGCUGCUGGAUUCAACCAGGAGGACCUUGUCUGAAAAGGAAACAGACAGGAGCUUUGGCCUGAGGAACUUCAGGUACCUUGAAACGAUCAAAGAAGCUCUAGAAAGGGAGUGUCCUGGAGUUGUUUCCUGUGCAGACAUCCUUGUACUAUCUGCUAGAGAUGGCAUUGUUGCGCUAGGAGGACCUCACAUUCCUCUAAAAACUGGAAGAAGAGAUGGAAGAAAAAGCAGAGCAGAAGUGGUCGAGCAAUAUCUGCCAGAUCAUAACGAGAGCAUCUCUGUUGUUCUUGAGAGAUUUGCUGCAAUGGGUAUCGACACCCCUGGAGUUGUCGCCUUGCUAGGAUCUCACAGUGUGGGUCGAACACACUGUGUGAAGCUGGUGCAUCGUCUCUACCCAGAAGUUGAUCCAGAGCUAAACCCUAACCAUGUUGAGCACAUGCUCUACAAGUGCCCUGACGCAAUCCCAGACCCUAAGGCCGUGCAAUACGUCAGAAAUGACCGUGGAACACCCAUGAUACUAGACAACAACUACUACAGAAACAUAUUGGACAACAAGGGCUUGUUGAUUGUGGAUCAUCAACUAGCCACAGACAAGAGAACAAAGCCUUAUGUGAAGAAAAUGGCUAAGAGCCAAGAUUACUUCUUUAAGGAAUUUGCUAAGGCUAUUACCAUUCUGUCUGAAAAUAACCCACUCACUGGUACCAAAGGUGAGAUCAGGAAGCAGUGCAAUGUUGCUAACAAGCUUCACUAGAAGCUUUGGUUACUUUUGAAGCUCAACUUUUCUUCUUUUGUUUAUAUGAAGAAGAAGAGUGAGAUUUGAAGAAUAAGAUGGUUUUUUUCUAUAUGGGUUUGCUUUAGAAGUGUGAUCUUGCUAGUGCUAGCUAGUGAGUUGGUGAGAUAUUAGUGGAAUUUGUUGAUUACUUUACACUGUUUGUAGCCUAGUUAGGAUUUGCUUCUGUUUCUGUUGAAGUUGGUGAUGGGUAUGGGUAUGGUUAUGGGUAUGGGCAUGGGCAUGGGAUGUAUGUUUAUGUAUGGUAUGGAUGGAUAGUGUAUGAUGCAUGGACUGAAAUUAUGAUAAGUGAUGGGAUGAAUGCAGAAUUGUGUGACUUAUUAAGAAAAAAAAAACAGAAUCUUUUUAAUAGUA